CAACACCACCAUCAUUCAUCUGCACCACCAACGCCGACUCAACCCGACAACCCGCGGUCAACAACGCCAUAGUCACACACACAACACACUAUAAUGGAGCCUCAGUCAUAGAAUUAGCACUCGAGUACAUAUCGCACUGCCUUCGCCCGCUGGCCGAGCGAGAGCCGUCGCCACAAUGCAGACAGCGAAGGGCAUGCGGCCUGGAGCGCCGCCGACAAUCAAAGAGCUUGUCGCGCAGGCAGAAAACUACAAUUUCAACAUAAACGUUCCUCUAAAGCACUGGAUCCGUUCUGCUGAAACAUUAUAUCAAGAAGCUGCUUUUGCGCUCUCAGACGGCGACUAUGGACGAGCCUACGUCAUGCUGUACAGACACUCGAUGCUAGUCAUCAACUCGUUGCGAACACAUCCUGAAUUCAAAGACCCCGAAGGCCGCAAGUCGGUCAAGCCCCUCCUCGAUCGCAUCGAUCGCAUCAUCAAAGACCUAGAAGAUCUGAAGCCUGAAAUAGAGAGCCAGCGGAAAGAAUGGGAACGCAUGACGGCACAACACCCGGCGAACCAGAAGCAAGCGGCGUCUGACAAAUCUGCUACGAGCUACGAAGAUCACGCACGGCUAGACCCGACACUCCGCGGCAACGCCCAAAUCCUAGAUGCUUCCGAGAACCAAGAUCUUGCGGUAGAUCUUGCUCGCGAGGAACUAAGCCGUCGUGAUACACUACGUCGAAGCAGUCGCCAACCGUUCCCAAGCAAAAUCGACGAUGCGGAACUGCAACGGCAGAUUGAGGCGACUCGAAAUACCUUGGACAGGGCGCAACGGGGAGAGUACGAUGAUGAGAAUCGUACGGCGGCACCAAUUCACAGUCAAUACAACUAUCCUUCCGUAAUGAAGUCGGCACCAGUAUCUCUGGACCAGCGCCCGGCUCUACAGCCGGCUUUACCCCCAUCAAGACCGCCUAAGGCCGGCUACGAGGGACGUCCAAUGUUGCCGCCGAAACAAUACCCCCAGCAAUCCAGCAUACAACCUGGACUGCCGUCACAUUAUGCUACACAUGCCAUGGACCGACCUCUUCUGCCUCCCAAGGAACUUAUGGCUGCGGCCCCUGCAGUGCCCAAGAAACAACGUCUAACCUUUAAACCCGGCGCAUACUUGGAGAAUGGCGAUCCUAUUCGAUCCCUCUUCAUCCCGAGCAAGCUGCGACAGUCCUUUUUAGAGAUUGCUGCCAAAAACACGGCGGCAGGGCUGGAAAUGUGCGGUAUCCUCUGCGGCUCGCCCGUUAACAACGCGCUGUUUGUGCGCUGCCUUCUGAUUCCAGACCAAAAGUGCACAUCCGAUACGGUGGAAACAGAAAAUGAGUCCACUAUGGCCGAAUACUGCAUAGAAGAAGACUUGAUGAUUCUGGGUUGGAUUCACACGCACCCGACACAGACAUGUUUUAUGAGCUCGCGAGAUCUACAUACGCACGCAGGCUACCAGGUGAUGAUGCCGGAAAGCGUAGCGAUUGUCUGCGCUCCCAAAUAUACCCCUUCAUACGGCAUCUUUCGGUUAACAAGCCCUCCGGGAUUGGGUCACAUCCUGGACUGCAAGCAAACAGCGACAUUUCACCCACACUCUGUUACGAAUUUAUAUUGCGAGGCUGAACAUCCCAGCGGGCACGUGUACGAGAGCGACAAGCUGCCAUUCUAUGUGCAUGAUUUACGAUCCAAGUAAAGACAGACAGGAGACGAGCGUGCGCAGUGCGGCGCAGCGCAGGCGCAGAUACACAGUUAUAGACGCAGUGGUAAAUACAAUCAAAUACAAUAUUGUAAUGUUCCCUUUCUUUUCUUGGCAGA
Messenger RNA from [Torrubiella] hemipterigena, 1827 nucleotides. NCBI's taxonomy places the organism in Eukaryota, Fungi, Ascomycota, Sordariomycetes, Hypocreales, Clavicipitaceae. The record is from the annotation of a GenBank genome assembly.